This is a messenger RNA of Parnassius apollo (apollo), 876 nucleotides long. The record is from the annotation of a GenBank genome assembly. NCBI's taxonomy places the organism in Eukaryota, Metazoa, Arthropoda, Insecta, Lepidoptera, Papilionidae.
AUGCUGGUGACCUAUUUGGAAGCCAGCCGGGACCUUUGCGAGACGGAUUCAAUUCUUUUUGGCGCCGCACUGGCAGCAUGCCGUAUUAUUGGCGCCAAACUUCCCGUGGCUGGACGUGCUACUCAAAAAAGUACCGCCAUCCCAGCCUGGAGAAAAAGAAUUGAGGACCGUAUCGCAAAGGCAAGGGCCCUUAUCGGCAGACUGACAAGCUUCAGGUCGGGUAAUAAUAGACCGAGGAUUAUGCGCACCGUUAGGAUGGCGUUUGCUGGGACAAAUAUCAGUUUGUUCCAGCCGGAUAUCACGCAAAAACUAACGGAGCGCAUAGAUGACCUGAAGCAAAAAAUCGCUGCUUGGGGGAAGCGGAUUCGACGCUUUAGCGAGAGGUCUAGGCGGUUCAACCAGAAUCGUCUCUUCCAGAGUGAUCAGAAGAGGCUCUAUAAAUCAUUGGAGCGACCAGAGGUAUGUGGAGCGGGCCCAGGACCGGAUCAGGCUGACACUGUCGCAUUUUGGCGUGGCCUGUGGUCAGAGCCCGUAAACCACAGCGAGGGCCCUUGCAUGGAAGUUGUGGCGAGCCAGAGUGCAAGUGUUACGCCUAUGGACCCCGUCACCAUAACGCCUGAAGACGUGGACGGGCUGCAUCAUUACUGGCUGAAGGGGUUCGUAGUGUGUCACGCUGUGCUAGCCCGACAGUUUCAAGAGGCUCUCGAUCAGAAGUCGCUCCCGAGCCUCUUCACUACUGGGAUCACUCAUUUGGUUCCUAAAGAUCAGAAUACCACAGACCCGAGCAAAUACCGCCCCAUCACGUGUCUACCCCCCAUAUAUAAGAAUCACUCGUCACCUGGAGCUAAAUCAGUUUAUGAUGCAUGUAAAGAAUAA